This is a messenger RNA of Parasteatoda tepidariorum (common house spider), 565 nucleotides long. Its product is annotated as venom toxin OcyC11. NCBI's taxonomy places the organism in Eukaryota, Metazoa, Arthropoda, Arachnida, Araneae, Theridiidae. The record is from RefSeq and is a predicted model, not a curated record.
CUGUUUAUACAAAAGGUAUAUUUAUUGAAGAUAUAAAAUGAUAAAAUAAUUCUAUAGUAUUUUUCAUUACUUCCAUUUAAACAGUAGACAGAAGUAGAAUUAGACUCUAUAAUGGAUGUGAAAACAAUCUUGAUUGUUUGCAUUGGUUUGGCUCUCAUGAUUGUGGAAAGUGGAGCAGCUACUUUCAAUCAGCCAAUGGAUACGUCAAGUGGGUAUUGUUUUACCGAUAAAUACGGGGUGCUCAAACUAGGAGAGGAUGGCUAUGACAACAAAAACUGCAACCGAGUUACUUGUCAUAAAAGUGGACUUAUUGGCGCUACCUGUGAAGCAGUGAAACCUCUCGGGAAAUGUAAAGUUAUUUCAAGACUCGGUCCGGAUCGUUAUUAUCCCAACUGCUGCCCAACUCUGGCAUGCCCCAUACCAUAAAACCUUGAACAGUUUUUACUUGAAAGACAUCUGUUAAACAUCGAUUUGUGGUAAAGAUAACUUUGUGUUAUCGCUUUGAAGACGUAUUUUUGUUCACACAGCUUUGUAAAUUGAAUUAAUAAAAGUAUAAACUAGUAGA